Molecule: messenger RNA, 1878 nt
Organism: Didymella exigua CBS 183.55
Lineage: Eukaryota; Fungi; Ascomycota; Dothideomycetes; Pleosporales; Didymellaceae
Product: acetyl-CoA synthetase-like protein
Exons: 2
Coding region: 1-1878 (625 amino acids)
Biological process (GO): secondary metabolic process
Molecular function (GO): CoA-ligase activity
Source: RefSeq, a predicted model, not a curated record
AUGGCUGACCAGAUCCUCAAACCGCACUGGUCACGCUUCCUUGGCCCCAAUCCUCCAGACCCCCACAAGGACAGAUACAAAGCUCAUGACAGACCACUGUUCUCGAGUCCGUUCGGCCCAUUCCCGCCUUCGCCAGAUGAUCUGAAUAUCCAUGAGCUCUGUUUCCCUCCCAACAACCAACUCCCAGAAGACUACCCACUCAUCAUCAAUGCCGUCACGGAGGAGAUCGUCACCCUACACCAGUUCUACGAGCGUACAUGCGCUUUGGCACGAGCUUUCAGACACGAUGGACCGAACCCGCUCAACCUUGGUGAGAGUCCCAUCAACGAUAAAGAGGACGGUGAAAUCCUGGGCCUCUUUUCCAGAAACCAUAUUCAUUACCCCAUGGUUGUGCACGCGUGUUGGCGGUCUGAGCUGGUGUUUGGAGGCAUCAGUCCCGCCAGUACGCCGUACGAGCUGUGGUGGGUGCUAAGGAAGAUGCAGAUAACUUCCAUUUUGAUCCAUGAAACACUGCUGCCGGUGUUGAAAGAAGCGGUCAAACUUGGGUCGGGUGAGAAUGACGAUUUACCGCUGAAGUUGAGGCUGGAUAUGAAGAAAAUCAUCGUGUUGAGCGAAAAUCCGCAACUAGACACUGUCUCUCAUCAUCGCACGGUCGAGAGCCUGGUGCGAGAAGGCGCCAGGCUGCCAGAAAAGAAGAGGAAGUUGCGCGGCGGGAACAAGCUCGCAUAUCUCUUCCAAUCCUCGGGAACCUCUGGCCUCCCUAAGGCGAUGAUGAUCACCCACUCGAACGGCUAUCACUCCGGCAUCCAAACCCUCACCACCGCCACCCAGGGCGCGCGCUUCAUGGGCAUCGAGCCCUUCGCUACGCGCUCCAUAACCCUGGGCGUGAUCCCCAUGUACCACUCCUACGGCAUGAUACUCUGGCAUCUGCGCAUAAACCUGGUGCGCAACACGACCAUCCUCCUGCCGAAAUGGGACCUCCGCAUCGCCCUCGAAAGCAUCCAAAAGUACCGCGUCACAGCGCUCCCCCUCGUGCCGCCGCUGAUCCGGCAACUCGCUCAGAGCCCGCUGACCGACGAGUACGAUCUGAGCAGUGUCAUCGGCGCGGUGUCAGGCGCCGCCUAUCUCCCGCCAGACGUCGCGUACCAGCUCGCGAAGAAACUGCCGCAGGGCAAGGACGCUCCGAUUCCGUCCGGCUACGGGCUUAGCGAGGCUGCGUCCAUUGCCUCGCCCGCGCUGCCUGGUAUCUUUGGGCUUGAGACUGCGCCGCCGGGCACGAUUGGGUAUCUCCUGCCGGGCAUGGAGGGCCGCGUUGUCGAUCCUGAGACGCUGCGCGAUGUGAAGAGGGGCGAGAAGGGCGAGCUGUGGGCGCGAGGUAAGGUUGUCACGCCGGGGUAUUUCAAGGACGAGGCGGCGACGGCGGACAUCUUCACUGAGCCGGGGUGGCUGCGAACAGGUGAUCUGGUAAUGAGAGACGAGUUCGAUAGGAUCCAUUACCUGGAUCGCUUGAAGGAGAUGAUCAAGGUCAAGGGUCUGCAGGUCGCAGCUACGGAGGUUGAAGACAUGCUGCUGGAUCAUCCAGAGGGGCUGGUGCGAGAUGCAUGCGUAGCGGGUGUUGACAAUGGGCGAGGAGACGGGAGUCUGUUUGUGCGAGCGUGGGUUGUGCUCACGGAUGCUGGGAAGAAUUUGGCCGAGGCCCAAGUAGUACAAAAGCUGGAUGAGUGGGUGAAGAGCCGACUGAGCAGGCACAAGUGGCUGACGGGGGGGAUUGAAAUUGUUGAUGAGAUUCCGAGAACACCUUCGGGCAAGAUGCUAAGGAGGGAGAUGAGAGAUAGGUAUCACGCGAGAGUGAAAGCGGAGGGGAAAGCAAAGCUGUAG